Fragaria vesca subsp. vesca is the source of this 1272-nucleotide messenger RNA. Its product is annotated as probable purine permease 5-like. Gene Ontology annotation, molecular function: purine nucleoside transmembrane transporter activity. The record is from RefSeq and is a predicted model, not a curated record. Lineage: Eukaryota; Viridiplantae; Streptophyta; Magnoliopsida; Rosales; Rosaceae. The coding region runs from base 60 to 1130 and encodes 356 amino acids. Gene Ontology annotation, cellular component: membrane. The transcript has a single exon.
UUUAACCAAGCCUAUUAUGAAUAAUUUCUCACCAUCGUGUAUUUACAUCAGGGGGGAGAAUGGAGGAGGGAAGAGUGGAGGAGGAUUCACCUCCUGUUUCACUGUGUGCCCGGAUAUCUGCCCUUAAGACAAUGGCUUGGGAAGAAUACAAAAGCAAGCCAAUCUCGCAUUGGAUUCUUCUACUUCUAAGCAGUGCGGCCAUGCUUGUAGCGUUUCCUGCAUCUAGCCUUCUCUCUCGUAUCUAUUUUGCCAAUGGUGGAACUAGCAAGUGGAUCAUUUCAUGGGCGGCUGUUGCAGGGUGGCCUCUGACUGCUUUGAUCUUACUGCCAACAUACUUCAUCCGCAAAACCACUCCUACACCACUGAAUUUAACACUUAUAUUAUCUUAUGUUGUGCUAGGUUUCCUAAGUGCUGCUGACAAUCUUAUGUAUGCAUAUGCAUAUGCUUACCUCCCAGCAUCUACAGCUUCUCUCCUCGCAUCAUCAUCUCUUGUAUUUUCUGCACUGUUUGGAUAUCUACUGGUGAAGAACAAACUAAAUGCUUCGAUAGUAAAUGCUAUUGUGAUCAUUACUGCUGCUAUGACCAUCAUCGCAUUGGAUUCUGAUUCAGACAGAUAUGGGAAUGUCACUGAGAAGCAAUACAUUCUAGGUUUCGUGUGGGAUAUUUUGGGAUCUGCUCUCCAUGGGCUCAUUUUCGCUCUCUCAGAACUGGUUUUUGUGAAGCUACUUGGUAGAACGUCCUUUCAUGUUGUGCUGGAGCAACAACUUGGGGUUUCCCUAUUUGCGUUUAUGUUUACCACCAUUGGGAUGAUUUGGAACAAGGACUUUCAGGGAAUGGCAUCUGAGGCUAGAACUUUCGAGGGUGGUAAAUCUUCUUAUUACCAAGUUCUCAUUUGGAGUACAAUCACUUUCCAGUUGGGGGUGCAAGGAGCUACUGCUGUGCUUUUUCUGUCGUCCACGGUUCUUGCUGGUGUUCUCAAUGCAGUUAGGGUACCAAUCACAAGCAUUGCAGCUGUGAUAUUGUUAAGCGAUCCCAUGAGCGGCUUGAAGAUUCUCUCUUUGAUCGUCACGUUUUGGGGAUUUGGCUGCUACAUCUAUGGCAGCUCCUCUGGAAAUAGAGAUCCUUCAUAAUAUGUUGUGUUUAUUUGUUUCAUUGUUUGCGCCUUUCUAUAAUUCUCUCUAAACGAAAUUGGUAAAAUGGUAUAUGUGGUGUUGCAGUGUUGCACUAUCUUUAGGCAGCAAUUUGAAAACAGUUGCAUUGCUUUCAACUUUA